UUGCACUUGACAGGCAAGCACUUGUCCUACUGAGCUAUCUCCCCAGCCCCGAACCUAAGGUUUUGAUGGAUUCCAGAUGGCACUUCUUUCCUAGGAUCAUUUCUACCGAUCACCUAAGAGUAAAUCUGAGCUUUAGGGCUACAAGUGCCCAACCUGGUUACCAUCAUUUCUUAUAGAAUUCCUUUCUCGGGAUACCUACAUUUCAUCUGUUAAUCUUCAGGCAAAAAGUGCCCCCAUUAGAUGUGUGCCUUGUUCAUUCAUUGCACAACCACCAGUUUGCAUGGCAGUCCUGGGCCACCCAGCCCUUGAGAGCCCCUAAAAGGAGGCAGAACUUGGCUAAGCCGUUAGAGUCACAGCACAUUGCAGUGGAUACCCUUGCCAGCUGGCCUCCCACAACCUGAGGUGGACACAGAGCCCUGCACACCUUGCUUCUCAGAAACCCCAGAGAAAGGACAGAGGCCUAGAUUUGUUUUAAUGACUUUCUAGUUUUAUCUUCAUGACCUCUGACUUCCCUGUGGAGCAAAAACAUGUGAAGACUUUGGCUGACCAUACCGAGGCAAGCAGACCUAAGCAGAACAUGGACAGGGACAGCUCAGAACAGCAGGCCUGGCCUGAGAUGUGAGCUAGAAUAUAGCUGGAGCUGAAGAGACAGGGCUAACAGGAAAGGACAUGGGCUGCUGUCAGGACACUACCACUUAUUGGAGGCCAGGCCCCUGCUGAUGUAGCAGCCCUCACCCUGGCCCCUUACUGCCCCCCACCCUUCUCCCCCGCCUGCCAGCUGCCAACAGGGCUCUGCCCUGUGUCUGCCACACCUGUCACUGCCUGUCCUUGUCCGGGGGGGCCCCAUCAGCCCCUCCUCAGCUGCCUAGCAGAGCAGGCAGGCAGUGGGAGGGGAGGGAACAUGGAGCGGGGGCCGGUGGUGGGGGCAGGGCCGGGGACCGGGGCCCGAAUCCGGGCACUGCUGGGCUGCCUGGUCAAGGUGCUGCUCUGGGUGGCCUCUGCCUUGUUGUACUUUGGAAGUGAACAGGCUGCCCGCCUCCUAGGCAGCCCCUGCUUACGGCGCCUCUACCAUGCCUGGUUGGCAGCAGUAGUCAUCUUUGGGCCGCUUUUGCAGUUCCAUGUCAACUCCCGGACUAUCUUCGCCAGCCACGGCAACUUUUUCAACAUAAAAUUUGUGAAUUCAGCGUGGGGCUGGACAUGCACCUUCCUGGGGGGCUUUGUGCUGUUGGUGGUGUUCCUGGCUACUCGGCGAGUAGCAGUGACUGCCAGGCACCUGAGCCGACUAGUGGUGGGGGCUGCCGUGUGGCGGGGCGCCGGCCGAGCCUUCCUGCUCAUCGAGGACCUGACCGGUUCCUGCUUUGAGCCCCUACCCCAGGGCCUGCUGCUCCAUGAGCUGCCUGACCGCCGCAGCUGCCUGGCAGCUGGCCACCAGUGGCGGGGGUACACAGUUUCCUCCCACACCUUCCUGCUCACUUUCUGCUGCCUGCUCAUGGCCGAAGAAGCAGCCGUGUUUGCCAAGUACCUGGCCCAUGGGCUGCCUGCUGGUGCCCCCUUGCGCCUUGUCUUCCUGCUCAAUGUGCUGCUGCUGGGCCUCUGGAACUUCUUGCUGCUCUGCACUGUCAUCUAUUUCCACCAAUAUACUCACAAGGUGGUGGGUGCAGCAGUAGGUACCUUUGCCUGGUAUCUCACCUAUGGUAGCUGGUAUCAUCAGCCCUGGUCUCCAGGGAGUCCAGGCCAUGGGCUCUUCCCCCGUGCCCACUCCAGCCGCAAGCAUAACUGAAAAGAAAUAAAGGCACAUCUGGCCUGGC
Messenger RNA from Octodon degus (degu), 1808 nucleotides. It is a transcript of the gene Fitm1, whose product is annotated as fat storage inducing transmembrane protein 1. Lineage: Eukaryota; Metazoa; Chordata; Mammalia; Rodentia; Octodontidae. The coding region runs from base 902 to 1780 and encodes 292 amino acids. Gene Ontology annotation, biological process: lipid droplet organization; phospholipid biosynthetic process; lipid storage. The transcript is spliced from 2 exons. The record is from RefSeq and is a predicted model, not a curated record. Gene Ontology annotation, cellular component: endoplasmic reticulum membrane.